UGUAUAAAAGUGUUGCGCCCGACCAGACCUUUUUCCCGCUAACAUUGCCGCCAAAAUGGAUUUAAAUCUAAACAGAUUUGCGAUUUGUUUAAUAAUCAUUUGUGCAAAAUUAUCUGAGAGUCAAAGGAUUAGUUUUAGAAGAUAUGAUAUUGUACCAACCAAUACACCGCUGCCUUUUCCUGCAUGCCGAGCUGAUGACAUCGAGUGUCUCCGGCGUGGCUUUCGAACGUUUUUCUUCUUGAUGAACGAGGGUCACAUGGGAAUGCACCGCAUUGACCCUUUAAUUCUGAACAGUGUGUCAGUGGCAGUGCCCAAUGAACAGGUGUCGUUCGUACUGCGCAAGGUGAAUGUUACCGGCGCCACUUGGAGCAAACUAUCCGAUAGGAAGUUUAACAAUCAGAAUGGUAAGAACAGUGUACGGUUAAUUAGUGAUCUACAUGUAACUGGAGUCAUCACUAUGCGUUUAUCAAGAAACAUAGAACCUGCUGUCGCAUUCAUCACAAUGGAUUUUGAUAAUGUGGAAAGUAACAUAACUUAUUCCUGGUAUGGACAACGUGGAUAUGAUAAUGAGGAUUACAUAGUUAUUGGUCAGGAACGGAUAGCAGUCAGGAAUUCAAAGACACCACUAUUUUUCCUUCAACCAGAAAUAGUAAAUCUAGAUAGAGCAGAAGAUUUGAAAUCAGGUGGGAGUAGAGACUCAUUUGCUAUAGAACAAGUUAUGCUAUCAAAGACAGCAAUUUUGGAUCACUUGGCGAAUGAAAUAACUGUGGCACUAAUGCAUGCUGUAGUCGACAACUUCAGAAUAUUUGCAGCCACUGUUCCUGUCAAAAACUACUAUAUUUACAAUUAUAAAUAAAUCUUUAAAAAACCUG
Messenger RNA from Leptidea sinapis, 872 nucleotides. RefSeq lists its product as uncharacterized. Bases 56 to 856 code for a protein of 266 amino acids. The transcript is spliced from 6 exons. The record is from RefSeq and is a predicted model, not a curated record. Lineage: Eukaryota; Metazoa; Arthropoda; Insecta; Lepidoptera; Pieridae.